GACAUGAUAACAAUAAUCGCUGUGGCAACGGUAUUGUGUUAGGCAGAGGGCCAAAACAACAACGUGUUGUAUACAGGUCCAAGCAAGGUGGCGUUCAAAGACCUCAUGUGUGGCCUUUCACGCCUUCUUUCCCACUACCGUCAAGCACACCCCCAUCCUACAGAUUUCCCCUGUCAUCGACGAACCCCGAGAUAUGGCUUCACCCACGGAUUCACCAUAUCCUACUACUCUGCGGUACCUAACGCUGGAGGGCAGCGCUAUUCAGGUCGAUCCUCUAACCGGCCCUAGUCUAAAGUUCGGUCAACACAAUCGUUUCGUCAAACGGGCGUUACUCAACGCUAGUUUCAUUGACGUCAAGAAACAGCAUACCGUCGAGCAACUGUUCAACAGGAUGAUGCGCGAAAUAGAGACCAUCGGAAUGGCAGCGAAUUUCCUCUACUACGCACACGAUGACUUCGAGAGACGACUUGGAAGGACGACCGUGGAAAUGUUGCAGAAUCAAAGGGACAUGAGCGAAACAAUGCGAGCUAUAGAACCGAUGAUGGAACAUCUUGCCCAGCAAUUCGAGGGUCUCGAGCAUAGAGUCCGAGCGGUUGAGAAGCAGCUAGCGCACCUGCGCAAGCCUGGCGUAGCCAAAGGUGUGCCAACCUCGUCGAAGCCUGCAGGCAAGACCGCGGGCCACGAACACGGGGCCGAGGUCACCACGGCCACGGCCACAGCCACCUCCUUGACGAGGGGAGAGAAACAAACGAUACGGCGGUGCGGCGGGACUUCCUAUGGAACCGACCAUGCUAGAGAGAGGGUCUUCCCUGCGGUGGAUGCAGAGAUACGCACCGGUUUCCUGACCGAGAUGCUUCAGGAAAGACAUUCGCGUGAGGGAAGGCAACCUAGUAACUCCUCACGUGACGAAACCGAGGGAGAGGGAGAGGGUGUGAGCAGGAACGGAAGUGGGAAGGGGAAAGAGAAAGAGAAAGUGGAAGAAAGGGCAGCAGAGCUACUGCCAGGCGAGACACGAUUAGCCGAGGGGAUCGUUCAGAGCAUUCGUGUCUGUCAACGAGAUCUCUGGACCCGCACCUUCGCGAAUGAUAGAAUCUGCCAGGGCUUGGAUUUCUUGGAGCACAACGAGGUGCUGUUCUCGAGGGGUUGGGACGUCGGAAGGGAUAAGAUAGUCGGCGACAUGAAGCUCGCAAGUCGAUCGAUGGCUCACCUGACGCCACAUCUAGUCAAGUGCGAAGCCGCCGCACACGAGGUGGAGGCGAAACUGCGUUCUGGAGGCCAUGACGAAGUUGUGCCGCUGCUUCAAAUUCAACUCGAGAAGCCGAUGCGUGAGGUGCUGAAGUCUCUUCCCGUCACCAUUGGCCUCGAUUCGGCAUUCCUGCAGGGGUAUCAUGGGCGAGACAAUUGCGCUGACCCGGAUGAGUACGACGAGGCCGCGGAGCACUACGACGAUGUGGGAGAGGCGGAGGAAGACUAUGACGAUGUGGAAGAGGGGAAGGCAAGGGAACCGCCUGCGAACGCUAUGCCUCCGCCCAUUGGUGUUCCCUACGCGCAGACUCGGACCGUUCGAUUCGGAGAGACGUCGUUCAAUGGCGGCGUAGGUCCGAGUUGGCCUGCGCCAUCGCCCGCCAGGGCGGGGGCCGACAUUGUUGCAGGACGGAUUGGCGAUACGGAUGGGAUGACUCCGCUUCAGCUCGGAGCCGCGGCAGGAAGUGCUUCCUCCAGCCAGACCACGCACCAGAGGCGAACAAUUCCAGAGGACCCUCAGAUCACGGUGCAGCCGCUAUCCACCGCCGCUAGGAAACGCGCACGGUCUACAGAAGAGUCGGAUUCCGCGAAUGAUGCGGACGUCCUGGAGACGUCCGCUCAUGCCGAUGGGCUUGCAAAGAAGAGGAAGCUGCAAUGACGGUUAUUGAUAUUCCAGUGUUUGUUGGGCUGAGGGUUAGUAUUGGUCGACGAAUCGAGUAGACUAUGACCUGAAACCGUGAUAUAUCACCAUCUAUAAUUUCCUCGGCUCACAAUGAAUCGAAUAAAUGACGCAUUUGGAAUGUACCGGUCGUUCUGCAUUGUGAGACGGACGUUCUUGUGU
Molecule: messenger RNA, 2086 nt
Organism: Fomitopsis serialis
Lineage: Eukaryota; Fungi; Basidiomycota; Agaricomycetes; Polyporales; Fomitopsidaceae
Exons: 6
Coding region: 194-1903 (569 amino acids)
Source: RefSeq, a predicted model, not a curated record